ACAGGGCAUAUCCGGCGCUUUUCAAGGGCAUAUCGCGAUUUCUUGGUGCAGUAGUUACCUACAAUCACGUGUGACUUUUAGUUUGAGUGUCUUGUGCUUACAAAAGCCAAUUUACUGUACUAGAUUGAAUAAGAUGGAUGGCUUUGGUUCCGAUUUUAACUCGACCACCGGGUCUGGUAAAAUGGACACUGGGACAAUAAUGGAACAAGUCAAAGUACAGAUAGCCGUGGCGAAUGCACAAGAGCUCUUACAGAGAAUGACCGAUAAAUGUUUCAAGAAGUGCAUUGGCAAGCCGGGGAGCACACUGGAUAAUUCCGAACAGAAAUGCAUCGCCAUGUGCAUGGAUCGAUACAUGGAUGCUUGGAACACCGUAUCCCGAGCGUACAACUCCCGACUGCAGAGGGAAAGGGCGCGGAUCUAACCAUCACAUCGACCCAGUACUGGCACAGUCCUGUUGAAAUCUUAUAGCAAAGACGCUUCACUGAGGGUGCAAAAUCAAACCUGGCCGUAUCGCCCACAAACCCUCCAAGCCAACUUCCACGCAGAUAUCCACCAGUACAUUGCGUCUGUAGCUGUGGACACUCUCUGCAGACGUUGUCUUUUCACGAGGUUUCUUUUGCUCCUUGAUAUUAUUUUCAAUUCCGAAAACGGGACACUAGCUGUAAACUGGAUUAAUGUGGAGUUUAAGGGACUACAAUACAGCACUGUUAUAUAAUGAAAUAUUGUGUAACACCCCUCUGGACUUGUUAGCUCAUUGUCACCAUUGUCUGAAUGGCAUGUCCUUUAGUACAUGCUCUUUUGCAAGUCUCAGGUUGUCUGUUGAGAAAACACUGGCACCCUUUGGGGUGAUGUGCAGGAGGGAUGAAAUGGCUUAUUAUACCGUUUUUAUUGUAUAAACAGUCUCAUUCAUGUGGAUAUUUCAGGCUCAACUUUGUUUUGGUACAUGUGACACCCAGUGCCCUGUCCUGCAAACAUUCCUAUAUCAGGAUACACACCAGGGACAAAACAUUUUUACCGCAGUCAUUGCUUUCAUUUGUCAGUCUGCCUGCAAGCCGCAAUGGUGAGCCGGUUUUCCCGUUGUCCUCUGUGGUUAAAGGCGUUGGCCUUGAGCCAGCUUGCCUUGUGUGCUUGGUAUAUCAGUGUUCUGGGAACGUCUUCCCUCGGAACACAUUUCACUCAGUUGACAUAUAGAGGGAAGAUGGCACCAGUGAAGGAAAGGUGCCUGGCAGAUAGGGGGGUUUAGUUUUCACUCUGUGGGUGCAAACAUCUUUUAACUGUAAACUGAUUAAAACCCUGUAUUCCAUA
This is a messenger RNA of Anguilla anguilla (European eel), 1305 nucleotides long. It is a transcript of the gene timm13, whose product is annotated as translocase of inner mitochondrial membrane 13 homolog (yeast). NCBI's taxonomy places the organism in Eukaryota, Metazoa, Chordata, Actinopteri, Anguilliformes, Anguillidae. The transcript is spliced from 3 exons. Bases 134 to 421 code for a protein of 95 amino acids. The record is from RefSeq and is a predicted model, not a curated record.